AUGCCCUACAUUCCCUACCGCCUUGAUGGCAAAGUCGCGCUCGUCACUGGUUCUGGGCGGGGAAUUGGUGCAGCAAUGGCCGUUGAACUUGGCCGCUGCGGUGCAAAGGUUAUCGUCAAUUACGCACACUCUAAAGAAUCGGCCGAGAAGGUUGUAGCUGAGAUCAAAAGCUUGGGUUCCGAUGCCAUCGCCCUGCAGGCCGACAUCAGGAACGUAUCCGAAACAGUCAAACUGAUGGACAACGCUGUCGAGCACUUUGGUGGGCUUGAUAUCGUGUGCAGCAAUGCCGGUGUCGUGAGCUUCGGACAUCUAGGUGAAGUCACAGAGGAGGAAUUCGACCGCGUUUUUGCCAUUAACACACGAGGUCAGUUCUUUGUUGCCCGCGAAGCAUACCGCCAUCUCAACAUCGGCGGCCGCAUCGUCCUCAUGUCGUCCAACACGGCCAAGGAUUUCACUGUGCCCAAGCAUUCACUGUAUUCCGGCUCUAAGGGCGCCAUCGACUCGUUUGUCCGCGUGUUCUCAAAAGACUGCGGCGACAAGAAAAUUACCGUCAAUGCUGUUGCGCCUGGAGGCACCGUGACAGACAUGUUCCAUGAUGUUUCACAACACUACAUGCCAAACGGAGACAAAUAUACGGCGGAGGAGCGCCAACAGAUGGCAGCCCACGCCUCGCCGCUAAUAAUGAACGGCUUCCCGGUUGAUAUCGCGCGUGUGGUGUGUUUCCUGGCAAGCAAGGAGGGUGAGUGGGUGAACGGCAAGACCAUCACGCUUGAUGGCGGUGCGGCUUAG
This is a messenger RNA of Dothidotthia symphoricarpi CBS 119687, 789 nucleotides long. Its product is annotated as putative versicolorin reductase. Lineage: Eukaryota; Fungi; Ascomycota; Dothideomycetes; Pleosporales; Dothidotthiaceae. The transcript has 3 exons. Bases 1 to 789 code for a protein of 262 amino acids. Gene Ontology annotation, molecular function: oxidoreductase activity. The record is from RefSeq and is a predicted model, not a curated record.